GAGACGCUCCCUGGCCGCACCGGCUGCCUGUUUGCUCCUCGUUCAAAUCAGUCCCGGCGUGCCGCGCGCUGCUAACGGCCGCCGAACCCCGAGAGGGAGGGGAGAGGGAGGGAGGGGGCGGCCAGCCUGCGCCUGCCAGCCGCAACCAUGGCCGAGUCGCUGCCGCAGACCCCGAGCAGGCACGAGAAGAGCCUGGGGCUGCUCACCACCAAGUUCGUGUCCCUGCUGCAGGAGGCCAAGGACGGCGUGCUCGACCUGAAAGUGGCGGCAGACACGUUGGCCGUGCGGCAGAAGCGUCGUAUUUAUGAUAUUACCAAUGUUUUGGAGGGUAUUGGAUUGAUCGAGAAGAAAUCGAAGAACAGCAUUCAGUGGAAAGGAGUGGGCCCGGGCUGCAACACACGGGAGAUCGCGGACAAGCUCAUCGAUCUGAAGGCGGAGAUAGAGGACCUCGAUCGGCGGGAGCAGGAGUUGGACCAGCAACGAGUCUGGGUACAGCAAAGCAUUCAAAACGUGACGGAUGACAUAGAGAACAGCAGGUUGGCGUAUGUGACGCAUGAAGAUAUGUGCCGAUGUUUCAAAGGUGAUACGCUGUUAGCAAUCCAGGCACCCUCGGGCACACAGCUGGAAGUCCCCAUCCCUGAGGGGGUCCCCAACGGGGUGAAGAAGUACCAGAUACACCUGAAGAGUAUGACGGGUCCCAUCAACGUACUGCUGGUAAACAAGGAUACGUCCUCCUCCUGCCCGGUGGUAGUUCCUGUGCCUCCACCUGAAGACCUCAUUCAGUGCUCUCCCACAGUGCAUACCACCCCACAGAAGCCUGUCCUUGCCAGCAGCCAGGAGGCCGUUGCCAGGUCUCCAGCCCGGCCCGUCUCUCCGUCCACAGCCCCUCGGGUGCCUCCCCACCCGCCCACAUCAGUAACGCCCACAGUGCCCAGUGUGUCAGCUCAAGAGCCCCAAAACAGUACCAGCGGUGUCUUAAGCCUCGAGCCCCUCAAUCUACUUCCAACGUCUGCCUGUCAAGCGACCACGAUGGAUACGCAGCCUCUGGAAUCUUCCGCCUCGUUGGACAGCAGCACGUCCUUGUCCAAUCCCACUACCUCCUUCGUUCCAAUCAAAUCUGAAACUUCAGUGGAAUUGGAGUUUCCGAAAGAAUUAACAGAGAUGUUUGACCCCACUAAAGAAUGUAUGCAUUCUGACCUCAUAGAUGAGCUGAUGUCUUCAGAAGUUUUUGCUCCUCUGUUGAGGCUGUCACCACCUCCGGGAGACCACGACUAUUACUUCAACCUCGAUGACAGUGAAGGCGUCUGCGACCUCUUUGACGUGCCCAUUCUUAACCUUUGACCAUCUUCUGGACUUGGUCGCCCGGCAGCUGUAUAAAAAAACUUUUUUUAAACAUCUUUUUAACAAAACAAAAAAAAGGAAAAAA
Amblyraja radiata (thorny skate) is the source of this 1426-nucleotide messenger RNA. It is a transcript of the gene e2f4, whose product is annotated as E2F transcription factor 4. Gene Ontology annotation, cellular component: RNA polymerase II transcription regulator complex. Lineage: Eukaryota; Metazoa; Chordata; Chondrichthyes; Rajiformes; Rajidae. The transcript is spliced from 10 exons. Gene Ontology annotation, biological process: regulation of transcription by RNA polymerase II. The record is from RefSeq and is a predicted model, not a curated record. Bases 148 to 1341 code for a protein of 397 amino acids. Gene Ontology annotation, molecular function: protein dimerization activity; DNA-binding transcription factor activity, RNA polymerase II-specific; RNA polymerase II cis-regulatory region sequence-specific DNA binding.